Messenger RNA from Hippoglossus stenolepis (Pacific halibut), 5166 nucleotides. It is a transcript of the gene ushbp1, whose product is annotated as Usher syndrome 1C binding protein 1. The coding region runs from base 188 to 2293 and encodes 701 amino acids. The transcript has 14 exons. The record is from RefSeq and is a predicted model, not a curated record. NCBI's taxonomy places the organism in Eukaryota, Metazoa, Chordata, Actinopteri, Pleuronectiformes, Pleuronectidae.
ACUUCAUUGAUCACACGAGACGGGCAGACGUGCAGAAAGCAGACUGUCGCACGACUGACUGACUAUUGGAAUGUAAUUACAGCAGAACAAACUGUCAGAACAGAAGACCUCUUCAUUGUGUCAGAUGUUUCAUUGUCGUCAGUGAACUACAACAAGAGAGAAACCACUGCUGCUGGGAUCGAGAAGUAUGGAGGACUCCAGCCUGGUCAGAUGUGACAGUCUGGACGGUGGGUCAGGGUGUAACAGGGAGGUGAUUGACCACAUGACCUUUGACGUCGAGGGCUCUGACCCCAUAGCAAACCUCGAGCCCUCACCAGCAGAACUGGCUCAGUGUGAGGCUGAAGUAGGGACGCUGCUCAGCAUCAUCGCUGAACUGAACAAGAAGAUGGGGUCAUUGAAACCCCCAAGUGAACCAGGGGACCUGAGACCACCAGGACCAUCCAGGCCUUUGGUUCCUGACCUUCUGUCUCACAGGCUCGUCAGAAGAAGCCCAGAGAGACAAACUGCUUCUGCUGCCGCAUCGAAAUCUCCACUGACUGACAGAGUGGGCAGUGGUGUAGUCUGGACAAAGCUGCAGGAGGUGUUAUCAUCAGUGGAGGACUCCAUCAGCUGUAGAAGACGCUGGGCCGCCCCCAUCACCACCUCUGACCAGGAGAGGCAGAAAGAGCAUCUGAGAGCAGCUCAGGAGAGCUGGGUCAAAGCCACUCAGAUAUUAGAGGAGAUGGAAAACGAGUUUGGGAUUUCUUGCCCAUCGGUCUUACCAAAGGAGCUUUAUCAGGGGGAAAUCCUGGAUCUGGAGAAACACGACUCUCCUCUCAGAGGCAUCUUGCACAGUCACCAGGAGGAGCUGGGGAGAGCACAGAGCACCAUCAGCCAGAUGGAAGAGGAAAGGAACAAGCUGGUGAGUCUCCAUAAGGCCUGGCGGUCAGGCUGCCGCUCUCCUUCUUUCUGGCCCACGACUGGAGCUCUCAGUCCAGACGUGGGCUCUCCUCCCUUCCCUGGUUCUCCUCCCUUCCCUGGUUCUCCUUUACUGCGCAGAAGAACAUCCAGAGCUCUAACACCUCUGUCUGCUGCUGGAGACGGCUCUCCGCUGGGCUCUGUCACCUCAGGCAGCCCCUGUGCCAGCCCCAUCAGCCUGGAGACCGAGACAGAGCGACUGAACAGGUACAUCGAGAGGCUGAAGGCCAGAAACGAGCGUCUGACAGCAGCUCUGGAGCGGAGGAAGGGAGAGUCGGAGCAGAUCAGCGUUACACUCAGCAGACUCGAGUCCGACUGCUCUGCCCUGCAGACGGCUCUCAAAUACUGUGAGGAGUGUGAAGAGGCCUACAGUGAGCUACUGUCACUUUAUGAGGCCCAGAAGCAGCAGAGCAUUCCUCUGCAGACGGACCCAGCAGAAGAGGUCGGUGACAGGCAGCAGCCUGACAAUCCAUCGUCUGAGAAGUCACUGGGAAGUGAUGAGCUGUCCACCUCCUUCUCAACAGCAGGGGUCACAGAGGAGACAGAAACACAGAGUCACACAGGGCAGAGGUCACCUGAGCUGGCGAAUCGAGAGGCUACUCUCCGUCAGCAGAUUGAGCGUCUGAAGAGGGAGCGGGCGGCCAUUAGCCUCCCUAAACCGAACCAGCAGCAAGAGAGCCAACUGAGCCCUGAAACCAGUCACCCAGCUGGGCCCAGAGGGGGACACGUGACCAGAGAGAACUUCAGACCUCUUGAUGCCAAGAAAGAGAAGGCCUCCCUCUUCUAUGAACUCAUUUCUGUCAGGGAGGAGAUGUCAGAUCUGCGAUCUCUAAUCCGCCUCAAAGAGAAGGAGCUAAGGUGCCUGGAGUGGAGUUUAAUGGCCCAGAAAGCUCAGGAAGCAGCUGGAGUCUUUGUGCCAGAAAGUCUCCGAGAGGAGCAGGAGGAUCGUAAGACGGAGAAACAGAGGUUCUGUGAGGCUGCAGCUAAACUGGGUAGUGACGGGGACAUUGUUGAAGCUCGAACCAGAUCCAUUCUGAAAGAGCUGCAGGCCGUCCUACAAAGGGAACAAGCCCUGAAGAAGAGAUUAGCUUUAGUCCAUGACUCAUCGAACACAGCUCUCUCAGACAGAAGAGACAGCGGAGAGUUUGCACGGCUCACACAGGCUCACAGUAAAGCCUUGAGCUCGUACCGGCAGAUUCGCAGGAAGUACCGGGAGCAAGUAUGGAGGCUGGAGCAGAAAGUGGCGGCCAUGACGGACAGUCACCGCAACCAGAGUGGAGCGUCAAAAGCUGCAGGGGAGGCCGUGGAGUGGAGGAGGGAAGAGACUGUUCUGUGAUUCUUCAGUCAGAGAAUCAGCACAGCCAAAUCAUACAGUGUAGAUUUCUGCUGUUUUCAAAAAAUAUAUAUAUAGUUUAUAUUCUUAUAUAUCUUUAUAUCCUGCUAAUUCCCUUUAUUGAUAGUGUAAAGUGACAUUUAUGACCAAGCACAAUCUAUUUGAACUAAAACACAAGAAGCUUUGUAUUCUUCUUGUCAAUGUUGAUUACAGCAUUCAAACAUUCACAGUGCGGAGAAAGCAUGUGAACCCCCGAGGCUAAUGACAUCAAGAAGCUUACUGGAGUCAGGAGUUAGCAAACCAGUCGUAAGUGUAGAUAUUCAUCUGUGCAGACUUAAAGAUCAACCUGUUUCUUAAUGGGGAUGAUUUAGUACCGUGGCUACUCACACCUAUUUCUCAGGAAUGUUUAAAAUCAAACUUAUUUUGUCUAUGUGCUCUUUUACACAGAGCAUCUGUUGCACUUCUGUCCGUCCUGGGAGUGGGAUCCCUCACAUGUCACUCACAGUUGUGCUAUAGAAAGAAAAUCUGAUUGGAUUUUACAAUGCAGAUCGCACAGUGAGGUUGAAAACAAGCUCAGAGUUGCAGCUAAAGGUUUGAAGGAAUCACCGGAGCUGGAACAUCUUUGUUAAUGAGUCCACCAACACAAACUGGAUAUUGUUUUUCUUGGCCCUAUCUCUGUCAACCCAGUGAUGACAUGUGAAGCAGUCGGUUGAGGCAUUGAUUGGCUCUGGAGAGGUAAAUAUAGAGCAGGUGGGGCAGUAGAACAUGGAAACGCAGUGAAUUCCCCCUGUUCAACCCCUUGUGAGAGUUGCCAAUAAACCGAACAGGAUUCCAGAGCUUAACUUGUCUAACAGGACUCACACAUCACAAGACACAUUCCUUAUAUCAGAGAAAUAGCUGUCAUGCCGGCUUGAAUGUGUUGGGCUGACUCAAGGACUGAACCCACUGAGGAUCGCGGGACUGACCUCCACAGCGCACAUGUCCUUUCCUUUUUUUUCCCAUACAAGCUGACUCAAUAAAGCCUCGGCUGGCCGGCUGUGCUGCCGUGACAAUGCUCCGAGAAAGGAGGGGGAUGGGGGCCGGGACAAUGGCUGAUGUGCACACAAAAUGUACGGCCAGCCCAUUUGUCUUCUUUGCACUUUCAUAGUUCUCUCCAUCUUGAUCUCUCUGCCUUCCCUCACUGGUCAGUUCAACCAAAUUAUAGACAAAAAUCCCCCCCCCAUCUCUUGUGGUAUCCAGACAUGCAGAUGUACUUUUGAACCCAUGGAUUUGCCACAGGUUGCAUGUUUAUGAGUUGUAUUCAGUGGAACUAAGACUUUUUCAUUUCAGAAGUAUAAAGAUGGAAAACAAAACUUUAUGCUGAUUAAAAUGAAAGAAAUUCAUUUUCAAUUUUCAAAGUCUCUGCAACCUUGUAUGGGUCCCGAACCUCAGUUUGGGGAUUGUUGCAUUAAUGUUUUUGGUGAUUUCAGAAAAAUAUUGAAUAACAUCUGCUUUAUUCCACCACCAUGACCUCUCCAUGGACAGAAUACCAAGGAGUUUAUGUUUUCACUCCUGUCCAUUUGUCUGCUUGUCUGUUUGUGUAAUCUCAUUUAAGAUUAUACAAAAACUACUGAACAGAUAACCACCAAACUUGGAAUGGGUCAGGGAAGAAUCCAUAAAAUGUUUGUGCAGAUACAGGAACUUUUUAUCUAUUUAUUUUUUAAAUCACUUACUUUGACACUGUAAGAUUUGACAUUUUCACUGAUUUCCCACAUAAUAAUUCACGGAUCUUAAUGGAAACAAUGAGGCACAUUAUAGAUUAUUAUGACGUAUUAUAACUGAUUUCUAUGAGUGUGUGCAUUUAGGUGCAGCUUCAUUGAACUUAAGGGGAGUAUUAGGAAUUGGCGGAGGUAUGCGUUCUGCUAAGUGCAAUUCUAGUUAUAUGUAGUACACCCCAAAUGUCAAACUCAAUUCAACUUGACGGUCUUGGAUAAUGCGGAUUUGUUAACACAUGGACACAACUAGUAACCUACACCACAAGAGGAAUCUAGAACUAGUUUGAAUCAACCCUUUGAAGGCUUAUCUCUUCACAUCUCCUCAUAUCCAUCUUCUUCUAUUUACAUCUCACUGAUACCUCAAUUUCUCUACCCUCCACCCCCAUCUUCUCUCCUGGCUCAUCUCUCAAUCAUAUCUGUCCCCUCUCCCCCCUCCAGCCGACCCUGUGCCCUGACCUACCCGAGCCGGUCAGCUGCAGCUGUGACCGGCGGUCAGGAGGUUAAGGCAAAGGUUGAGUGUCACACCCACAGGGUCACAACGAUGCCUGGCUGUUGUGUUAUCCUGUGAAUGGAAGGUUCAGAGUGCCAGACGAUGUGGCGAGUCCCUGACGCCCUGACUCUUGCCUGCGUUUGCCCUUUCCCGAGCAAAGGUCAGCGCGCGGGGCCUGUCCUCUGCACUGCCCCCAUACCUCCAGGUCACCAUCGCUAUUGUUGUAAUAGCUGCCAUUAGAGCAGAUGAUACAAUUAUCGAUCCAUUUUGUGUUUCCUCUCUCUGAGGUCUGCGUUGAGCCUCUGAGUUCAUCAAAGCUUUUUAGAUGAAGAAAGAAAGUAUUUAGUGCUACAUCAAGUACAGCCUCAUGUGUGGUGAUAUAUAAUUACCGCUCCAUCCCAUGAUUUCAACAGUGUCACUGCCAAACUGUCACAAUAUAUACCUCAAUUAUAUGUGUGAGUGAUAUACAGCACUAUCGUAAGAAUAUUAAUGCUGAUGAUUAAUGUGAGCAAAAGUGUUAAUAUAUAUAAAUAAAAGCAGCAUUUUGCCUUUUUUUAUCUGGUCGAGGUGAAGCUAAUUUGAAUCAUAUUAAAUUUAUGUAUUUUAAGAUAUUAAAUAUCUUGUAUAUGAAA